AUUUAAUAAUAUUAUGAUAUAAAGAAAAUUAUUAUAGAUAUUAAUAAUUUAUACUUUUAUAUACAUUCAUUCCUAAAUUCGAUGCAGUUUUUUAAUAAGAAAGAAUGGUUAUAUUAACACGAGUUUUAGGUUAUAUGACAAAAUUACGCAAUUACACAAAAAAAUAUAAUCGACAACGCUUAAUUGACAGUUUGCGUAUUCAUGUAACUGGAGGUACGGGUGGUUCAGGAUUACCUUCUUAUGGUGGGUUAGGUGGACCGGGAGGAAAUGUUUAUCUCAUUCCAGAAAAAAAAUUAACAUUAAAAAAUGUUAAGUAUAAAUUAAACAAUAUGAAAUUAAAAGCAGGAAAAGGAAGUGAAAGUUCCAAAAAAGGUCUUAUUGGAAUACCUGGAGAAGAUUUAAAUAUAAGUGUACCAAUUGGUAUCACUGUUUAUGAUGAAAAUCACAUUAAACUUGGAGAAAUAAAUUCAAAGGAUACAAAAUUAAUGAUAGCUAAAGGUGGAAUAGGAGGCUGUGAACAAACAGGAUAUUGUGGACUUAAAGGUGAAAGUCGCACUAUAAUUCUUGAUCUUCAAUUACUUGCAGAUGUUGGUUUAAUAGGUUUUCCAAAUGCAGGAAAGAGUACAUUUUUAAAUGCAAUUUCAAAAGCAAAACCAAAGAUUGCUAAUUAUCCAUUCACAACGAUAAAGCCACAAAUAGGCAUUAUAAAAUAUAAAGACUAUAGACAGAUUUCCAUUGCGGAUUUACCAGGUUUAAUAGAAGGUGCUCAUAUUAAUAAAGGAAUGGGUCAUAAAUUUUUAAAACAUGUAGAAAGAACAAAAUUAUUGUUAUUUAUUGUAGAUAUUCAAGGAUGUCAAGUUUCUAUAAACCAUAAACAUAGAUCUUGCCUAGAAACCAUUCUUUUAUUGAAUAAAGAAAUUGAACUUUAUAAACCUGAUUUAUUAGAUAAACCUGCAAUGAUUAUAAUAAAUAAAAUGGAUACAAAGAAAGCAGAUGAAAUCUAUAAUGAAAUUAAACCAAAAUUAAAUAAUUUAUCAAAAUUCCUUCCAGAAUUUGAUAAAUCAAUACAGCCAACAAAAACAUUACAAUUUGAUGAUGUUUUAACGACUUCUUUGAUUUUAAAAGAUGCAAAUGAAAUACAGAAAAUAAAAAUAAAAAUUAGACAAAUUAUUGAUGAAUAUGAAGAAAAGAUAAUUUCUCUUAGAAAUUUUAAUUCAAAUGCAGAUAAUUUAUGUACAAAAUUAAAACAACAAACAGAGAAAUAUGCGCCAACAUUUGUGUAAUUUAUUUUAAUAAACAAAUAAUUUAAAAAAGUAAAAA
Messenger RNA from Apis cerana (Asiatic honeybee), 1320 nucleotides. RefSeq names its product GTP-binding protein 10 homolog. Gene Ontology annotation, molecular function: magnesium ion binding; GTP binding; GTPase activity. Lineage: Eukaryota; Metazoa; Arthropoda; Insecta; Hymenoptera; Apidae. Gene Ontology annotation, cellular component: mitochondrion. The record is from RefSeq and is a predicted model, not a curated record.